Messenger RNA from Pseudovirgaria hyperparasitica, 1548 nucleotides. Its product is annotated as family 27 glycoside hydrolase. Gene Ontology annotation, molecular function: hydrolase activity, hydrolyzing O-glycosyl compounds. The transcript has 3 exons. Gene Ontology annotation, biological process: carbohydrate metabolic process. The coding region runs from base 100 to 1548 and encodes 482 amino acids. The record is from RefSeq and is a predicted model, not a curated record. Lineage: Eukaryota; Fungi; Ascomycota; Dothideomycetes; Acrospermales; Acrospermaceae.
GACUUCUGGUCUCGUUGGUUCCUCUUACUGGUCUUUUGAGCUGCAAGUAUAAGAUGCUUCCCCCGGCAGUCUAUAUGAUGAUCCGUGACACUUUUAAACAUGAACCCGCUAGUUUUCAUUGCCCUUCUCCCUCUUAUACAAGGGCUGAAUUUCAUUUCAUACGACGCUAGCACUGAUGGCUUCCUUGAAGCAGCGCGAGGAUGGAAUUCAUUCGCACUGCAAUCCAACCCAGAUGCAGUUGGAGGCUUCACUUAUAAUACGGACAGCGUACUUAAGCAGUGUACUACUAUGCGAGAGACUCUGGGCAAUGCUGGAUUCGAAUACUGUUCUCUUGACAGCGGCUGGAGUGUUGGAGAUCAUGGUGAUGAGCAUGGCCGACCUUAUAACGACACCAACAGUAUCGACAUCGCCAGACUUACCAGAGAGCUUGCGCCUCUAGGUGUCAAAGUCGGAGUCUAUCUACUACCGGGCGCAUUCUGCAAAGAUAUGAGCAAGACCAUUGAGGGGACCAAUAUCACCAUCGCCGAUACCAUGAGUGGAAACAAUAACGGGUUUGCGAGAUGUGACUUUGACUUCUCAAUGGACAGCAAUGGAAAGUUCACCCGAGCCGGUGUACAAGAAUGGCACAAUAGUGUCGUUCGCUUCUAUGCGCAAAGUGGUAUCUCGUUCAUCAAGCUUGACUUCAUCACCCCUGGAUCUCCAGAAGCCGGCAACUCUUCGAACCUCCCACCGGACAACUCCGGUUCAGUUCGAGCUUUUCACAAUGCCAUUCAAACCGAACUCCCAAGCCGCUCCAUGCGCUUGCACAUAUCCUGGAAGCUCGAAAGGAACGCUACCUAUCUCCCGAUAUGGAACGCCAACACAGACGCCAUGCGCACUGAUCAAGACAUCAACCAGAGCGGCGCAAAAACACUGGUCCAGUGGCAGAAAGUUCAACGCGCGAUUGAGAACUACAGACAAUGGUACCUUGCCGCGACAGCCGGCCUGAUCGAUGCUGGAUUGGCUCUGCGCGUGCGCCCUGAUUUGGACAGCUUACUCAACGGCAACGACAAGUCGAUAUCGGGUAUCAGCGAUGUCAAGCGCCAGAGUGUCAUGACGCACUGGAUUGGAGCCGGAGCGCCACUGAUUACUGGCUCGGAUAUGCGAAACUUGGAUCAUGUCGGCAUGAACCUGUACACAAACCAGGAAGCCCUUGAUGUAGCCAAUUUUACGUCGUAUUAUCCCAUGCAGCCUGUUAAUCCUGGAGGUGGUAAUUCUCCGGCCCAGGUGCAAGCGUGGAUCGCGGGUGUGGAGAUGUCAGCACAAUGCAAGAGUGUUGUUGUACUUGCCAACUACGGCCCCGAUGAAGGUGAAGGGGGCUUUGGAACAGCGAUGAGUGGUGUACAGAAAAUGUCGGUCGAGUUUAAGCAUUUUGGUCUUGGUGGAACUUGGAAUGUCAGGGAUGUGUGGAAAGCGACCGAUCUGGGAUUAACAAUUCAUGGACCGAAGCAUGGUUGGAAUACCUGUCAGAUGUAUGGAGGGAAUGUUAGCACAAUGGUGAUCUCCUAG